AUGGCCAUCUUUCAGGAAAAAGGCCGGUGGCCGCUCGUCCGGCGCCUGCGCUGGCUGAGAAUCGGCCAAUACGUGCUGAACGUGACGAUAAUAGCCAUCAGCGCGUUCCUGCUCGCCGUGCUGAUUUCCAACGACGCAGGACUAGGAGGCAGCGUCACGCUGGCAAUGGUGGUGGCGGCCCUGACCCUGGUUCUCACCUUUGUGCAGCAGUGUUUCGGCACGCGCCUGGCCGGAUACCGGCGACGCGGGUGCCUCAUCUUCUUCAUCUUGUUCGACCUUCUCUGCCUGGGGCUGCAGGUGCCCCUGGUUGCUGUCCUGGCGGCAGCCGGCCUGCCCGUCGACUGCCACGGCAUCGCAUUCGGCAGGGACCCUCAUGUCUUCGGGGAGUCUGGCCGUGGACUGACGCCGACUUUCUGCGCCGUGCCCAACGCCACCUUUUGGCUGUCCAUUAUUCUCAUCCUUAUUACUCGACAGAUUGUCGCGGUGAGCGGGGAGCUGAAGCUGCUCCGGCAGGAGGAGAAGGACGUUGCGAGCCAGGAGCGCAUCACGGCCAUCAUGGCCGCGCACCAGGCUCCCCCGCGGACUCGGAACCGCGCGCGGCCGAGCCAGGUCGAGACGGUGGACUUGCGGACCGAGUCCGUCCGGGGCAUGGGCGAGCGUGAUGCCGGGGCCGCCGUGGUGCCGCCGGCUGCAGGCCCGGCGGCUGAGGAGCCUCCGCCUUAUAUGUCUGCUCGGCCGGCAAGGGAUUUAGCGACGAGCUUGAAGAAGAAUUAA
This is a messenger RNA of Metarhizium acridum CQMa 102, 774 nucleotides long. The record is from RefSeq and is a predicted model, not a curated record. NCBI's taxonomy places the organism in Eukaryota, Fungi, Ascomycota, Sordariomycetes, Hypocreales, Clavicipitaceae.